GAUCUGCCGCCUUUCCCUCCAACAACAGUGAUGCGGGCAGUAGCGUCGCCUCUGCGCAGCAUGGCUGCGACGAAUGGCUCCGCCCCGCUGGCCCCUGCGCUGAGCCGCACCUACCUGACUGAGUACAGGGUGCAUGAGGCGUCUGGCUUCGACACAAAGGUCUUCACCAAGGAGAAGAUCAGCAUCGGCGGAAAGGACGAGUGGAUCGUGCGCGGCGGACGGCACCUCUUCAGCAAACUGCCUGAGGCAUUCAGUGGUGGGCGCAGGCACAGGCACAAGCAGGGUGCACCGUGAUGCACUGCAAGUGUGUGUGUGUGUGUGUGCAGGGAUCAAGCAGAUCGGUGUGAUUGGUUGGGGUUCGCAAGGCCCGGCCCAGUCGCAGAACCUGCGCGACAGCCUGGAGGGGACGGGGAUCAAGGUCAAGCUGGGCCUCCGGAGCGAGACGCUCAAGAAGGGCCGCCACCCCUGUGAAGACAAGGGCUUCACCGAGGCCUCCGGCACUCUCGGCGAGAUGUACGACGUUAUUGCCGAGUCCGACCUGUCGAUUCUGCUGAUAUCCGACGCGGCGCAGAGUGAGAACUACGAGCAGAUCUUCAAGGCGCUCAAGGGCGGGAGCUACCUGGGGCUGAGCCACGGCUUCCUCCUGGGCCACCUCAAGAGCAUCGGGCAGACCUUCCCAAAGGACCUCAACGUCAUCGCCGUGUGCCCAAAAGGUCCGUUCCGCUGGAGUGGACACAUGUCUGUGUGUGGUGGAUUCACGCGUGUGCCGUCGCAUGCGGUGUGUGUGUGUGUGUGUGUGUGGCCUUGCAGGGAUGGGCCCGUCUGUCCGCCGUCUGUAUGAGCAGGGCCGUGAGGUCAACGGCGCCGGCAUCAACUGCUCAUUCGCCGUGCAUCAAGACGUGUCAGGUAGCCCAACACACCAUAAGACAUCAACACACUCUCACGCACACACUCUCCCUCCCUCUCUCUCUCUCUCUCUCUCUCUCUGUGUGUGUGUGUGUGUGUGUGUGUGCCUUCACUGACACAGGGCGGUCGACUGACGUGGCGUUGGGCUGGGCGGUGGGUCUGGGGUCGCCCGUGACCUUCCAGACCACUCUCGAGUCCGAGUACAAGUCAGACAUAUUCGGAGAGAGAGGCAUCCUACUCGGUGCGUGAGGCAGCGGAGGUGGGGCAGAGAGGAAUUGCCAGUGGUUUGGUAGAUCCUUCGGCUGUCUGUGUGUGUGUGUGUGUGUGUGUGUUGUGUGCAGGUGCUGUCCACGGUCUGUGUGAGGGUCUGUUUCGUUACUUUGUGCGCAAUGGCGUCGACAAGGCAGAGGCCUACAUUCGGUGAGUGUGGGUGGGAGGGAGGGAGGGAGGGAGGGAGGGACUGGGCCGGACUGUUCCACCUACCCUGUGUCUGUGUGUGUGUGUGUCAGGUCUGUGGAGUGCAUCACGGGUCCCAUUUCCAAGGGCAUCAGCCACACGGGCCUGCUGUCCAUCUACACCAACAUGAGCGACGCCGAUAAGAAGCUAUUCGAAAAGGCUUACACCGCCGCAUACCACCCUGCAAUGGUGACUUCCCAUCACACACCCCUCACACACACACACAUUCACAAUGGCAUCUCUCUCCGUGUGUGUGUGUGUGUGUGCAGGAGAUAUUGUUGGAGUGCUAUGAGGAGGUUGCGUCAGGUCGCGAGAUCGCCUCAGUCAUCGACCACUCCAAGCGGUUCAGGCUCUACCCCAUCGGCAAAAUCGACUCCACUGAGCUGUGGCAGGUCAGACACGCACACACUCACACACAGUCACUCACACACAGUCACACACACACACACACACACACACAGACAGCAAGGCUCCCCCUUGGCUUGUUGUGUGCAAUGUCUGUGUGUGAUGUGUGUUUGUGUGGGUGCAUUCAUCUGCAGGUGGGCGACAAGGUGCGUGAGGCGCGUCCCGCGACCAUCCCUGUCGACCCCGUGACGGCCGGCAUGUACCUCGCCACCAUGGUCGCACAGUGCGACCUCCUCAUGGACGCCGGUACGUGUCUGCGCCGCGCCCAUCCACACACACACACAGACAGAGACUGUGGAAACGCUCCUGAUGUUUGUGUGCGGUGUGGUGUGGUUUGCUGUGUGUGCGUUGUCAGGUCAUGCGUACAGCGAGGUGGCGAACGAGAGCAUCAUAGAGGCGGUGGACUCGCUGAACCCAUACAUGGCUUUCAAGGGCGUCGCAUACAUGGUCGACAACUGCAGCAGAACCGCACGACUAGGUCGGUGAAAGGCACCCAUCCCCACACACACACACCGACCCGGUGACACACCCCUUUCUCUCUCCCUCCGUCUCUCCCUGUCUGUGUGUGAAGGUUCUCGGAAGUGGGCGCCCCGGUUUGACUAUUUGUUUGAGCAGCAGGCCUUCCCCAAGCUGGCGGACCUGUCGAGUGCCCCCAUCGACGCGCAGCUGAUCAGCGACUUCAGGAACCACAAGAUCCACAGCGUCAUGAAGGUGUGCGCCGACCUCCGACCGCCUGUGGACAUCGUCCCGCACCUCACACACCUCGGCUGAUGGUUGACAAGAUGGAUGGGCGGAGGUGUGCUCG
Molecule: messenger RNA, 2572 nt
Organism: Vitrella brassicaformis
Lineage: Eukaryota; Vitrellaceae
Source: the annotation of a GenBank genome assembly